AUGUUGAUGAAGGCGUGGAGCCUGGAGGCGGUGUGGUGGGAGCGUGGUGGAGCGUUCGGCAGCUCAGCACGGUACGCCGAGAGCAUCAGAAGCCUCUCCAAGCAUCUGCACUCUGGCCCCUACGCUAUUCGGGCACCCGAGGGUAACUUGGUGUGUGAACUUAAAACCGAAAUGUUCGCUAUGUCGCGCUGUAUCGCAGAAAACCCCUCUUCUCGGUCGUCCCGUAUAUUGUUUUCGGUUGUUUUUGGUUUUUUUUUUUUUUUUUUGGAUGUUUUAUAGCAAAAGGAUAGAAAAUCUAAGAAGUCAACCUGGAAGUUUUGCCUGGACUUGACUCAUCCUGUGGAAGAUGGAAUUUUUGAUUCUGGGAAUUUUGAACAGUUCCUAAAGGAGAAGGUUAAGGUCAAUGGAAAAACUGGAAACUUGGGCAACACCGUUCACAUUGAACGCCUGAAGAACAAGAUCACGGUGACAUCCGAGAAGCAAUUUUCUAAAAGGUACCUGAAAUACCUCACAAAGAAGUACCUCAAGAAGAACAAUCUGCGUGACUGGCUUCGUGUCGUUGCAUCUGACAAGGAGACGUACGAACUGCGCUACUUCCAGAUCAGCCAAGAUGAGGAAGGAUCAGAGUCUGAGGAAUAACUGAAGCUUAGCUUUACACUCAGCACAGUGUACAAAAGACCGGAACAUCUAUUUAUAAGAACACUUAACUUAUUGGUGAAUAAAGAUUUUGUACCCUGUUUGACAGC
Messenger RNA from Egretta garzetta (little egret), 746 nucleotides. RefSeq names its product ribosomal protein L22 like 1 (gene RPL22L1). Gene Ontology annotation, cellular component: ribosome. Lineage: Eukaryota; Metazoa; Chordata; Aves; Pelecaniformes; Ardeidae. The record is from RefSeq and is a predicted model, not a curated record. Gene Ontology annotation, biological process: cytoplasmic translation. Gene Ontology annotation, molecular function: structural constituent of ribosome; RNA binding. The transcript has 4 exons.